AAGAUCAAUUCUGUCAUUUCCGGUAAUAUCGCAACGAGUCGCGAGCGGUGAAGACCUCGGCCCUAUUUAAUUUUGUUGAGUAAAAUAAGUAUUUUGUGAAAAAUGUCGCUGAUGUCCGCUCGUGUAGCCUCUACGGUGGCUAGGCGCUUACCCAAUGCCGCUACACAGGCAUCGAAGGUCGCCGUGCCUGCGGUGGCCGUGGCUUCCCGCAAACUCCACCUCUCGUCGACUCAACGGGCGGUCGAAAUCUCCACAAUCCUAGAGGAAAGGAUCCUCGGUGCUGCACCCAAGGCUGAUUUAGAAGAGACUGGUCGUGUGCUGAGCAUUGGUGAUGGUAUUGCUCGUGUCUAUGGACUCAAGAAUAUUCAAGCGGAGGAGAUGGUGGAAUUCUCAUCUGGUCUUAAGGGUAUGGCCCUCAACUUGGAGGCUGACAACGUCGGUGUGGUAGUAUUCGGUAACGACAAGCUGAUCAAGCAGGGAGACAUUGUCAAGCGUACCGGUGCCAUUGUGGACGUGCCCGUCGGCGAGCAGCUGCUCGGACGUGUCGUGGACGCGCUCGGAAAUGCUAUCGACGGCAAGGGAGCCAUCGACACCAAGUCCCGCAUGAGGGUCGGUGUCAAGGCUCCUGGUAUCAUUCCACGUGUGUCUGUGCGAGAGCCCAUGCAGACUGGUAUCAAAGCCGUAGAUUCACUUGUGCCAAUUGGUCGUGGUCAGCGUGAGUUGAUCAUUGGUGACCGUCAAACCGGAAAGACCGCCCUGGCCAUUGACACCAUUAUCAACCAGCAGCGAUUCAAUAAGGGAGACGACGAGAAGAAGAAGCUGUACUGCAUCUAUGUCGCCAUUGGACAGAAGAGAUCCACUGUCGCCCAGAUUGUGAAGAGGCUUACUGAUGCUGGUGCCAUCAACUAUACCAUCAUCGUAUCGGCCACGGCGUCCGACGCCGCCCCUCUGCAAUACUUGGCUCCAUACUCCGGUUGCGCUAUGGGUGAAUUCUUCCGUGACAACGGCAAGCACGCUCUCAUCAUCUACGACGAUCUGUCCAAGCAGGCUGUAGCCUACCGUCAGAUGUCGCUGUUGCUUCGUCGUCCCCCGGGUCGUGAGGCGUACCCCGGUGAUGUGUUCUACCUCCACUCCCGUCUGCUCGAGCGUGCUGCCAAGAUGUCUGACAAAAUGGGAGGUGGUUCCCUGACUGCUCUUCCUGUAAUUGAAACCCAGGCUGGUGAUGUGUCUGCCUACAUUCCAACCAACGUAAUCUCCAUCACUGACGGUCAGAUCUUCUUGGAGACUGAGUUGUUCUACAAGGGUAUCCGACCAGCCAUCAAUGUCGGUCUGUCUGUGUCCCGUGUCGGUUCAGCUGCUCAGACUAAAGCCAUGAAACAGGUGGCCGGUUCCAUGAAACUGGAGUUGGCUCAGUACCGUGAGGUAGCUGCGUUCGCUCAGUUUGGUUCUGACUUGGACGCCGCCACACAGCAGCUUCUCAACAGAGGCAUGCGUCUCACUGAGCUCUUGAAACAAGGACAAUAUGUCCCCAUGGCUAUUGAGGAACAGGUCGCCAUCAUCUACUGCGGUGUGCGUGGCCACCUUGACAAACUGGACCCCAGCAAGAUCACUGCUUUCGAGAAAGAAUUCACCCAACACAUCAAGACAAGCCACCAGGCACUGCUGAACACCAUUGCUAAGGACGGACAGAUCACACCCGAGUCAGACGCGUCGCUCAAGAAGAUCGUGACUGACUUCAUCUCUACCUUCCAAGCUUAAUAAACUUAGUAUAGCUUGUUUCACUUUUAAAAUUGUACUCUAUUGCAAUAGCUUUAGAGUACAGUUUUAGGAAUUGUUAAGUGAUCACUGGAAGAUAUCUCUCCAGUGAUUUGUAGUGUUCAUUUGUAUGGACGGUAUUGAAAGUGAUUACAAUCAUGAAUGUAUAUUUAUCUCCCAAGAAUCAACAGUGGUUAUAUGUAUAAAAUUUAAAGAUUAUAA
Leptidea sinapis is the source of this 1977-nucleotide messenger RNA. It is a transcript of the gene blw, whose product is annotated as ATP synthase subunit alpha, mitochondrial. Lineage: Eukaryota; Metazoa; Arthropoda; Insecta; Lepidoptera; Pieridae. The transcript is spliced from 10 exons. Gene Ontology annotation, biological process: proton transmembrane transport; proton motive force-driven ATP synthesis. The record is from RefSeq and is a predicted model, not a curated record. Bases 103 to 1758 code for a protein of 551 amino acids. Gene Ontology annotation, molecular function: proton-transporting ATP synthase activity, rotational mechanism; ADP binding; ATP binding.